Molecule: messenger RNA, 960 nt
Organism: Coniosporium apollinis CBS 100218
Lineage: Eukaryota; Fungi; Ascomycota; Dothideomycetes
Product: ATP phosphoribosyltransferase
Exons: 5
Coding region: 1-960 (319 amino acids)
Biological process (GO): L-histidine biosynthetic process
Cellular component (GO): cytoplasm
Molecular function (GO): magnesium ion binding; ATP phosphoribosyltransferase activity
Source: RefSeq, a predicted model, not a curated record
AUGGAUUUGGUAAAUCACCUCAGCGACCGGCUGCUCUUCGCCGUCCCCAAAAAGGGCCGUCUUCACUCCGCAACUCUCGACCUCCUCUCCGGCAGUGACAUCCAAUUCCACCGACACUCGCGCCUCGACAUCGCGCUCGUCAAGAACCUCCCCAUCGCGCUCGUCUUCCUGCCCGCAGCCGACAUCCCCACAUUCGUCGGCGAAGGCCGCGUCGACCUGGGCAUUACGGGGCGUGACCAGGUUGCCGAGCAUGAAGCGGUGACGCCACCGACGGACACGACGGGCGUGGAGAUGGUAAUGGAUUUGGGGUUUGGGGGGUGCAAGCUGCAGGUGCAGGUCCCGGAAAAGGGGGAAGUGCAGAGGCCUGAGCAGUUGAUUGGGAAGAAUGUGUGUACGAGUUUUGUGAAUCUGGCGGAGGCGUAUUUUAGGGGGUUGGAGGAGGAGGAGGGGAAGGGGGAGGUUAAUGGGAACAGGGAGGAGGGGACAAGGAAGCUGAGGACGAAUAUCAAGUAUGUGGGCGGUAGUGUCGAGGCUGCGUGUGCGUUAGGUGUUGCGGAUGGCAUUGUGGACCUUGUUGAAUCUGGCGAAACUAUGCGCGCUGCAGGCCUCAAAGCAAUCUCCACGGUUGUCGAAAGCACCGCCAUCCUCAUCAAGUCGAAACACCCGAGUGAUCCGAAGAUGGUCGACUUGAUCGCCUCGAGGAUACGCGGCGUUAUAACCGCACAAAAAUACGUCCUCUGCACCUAUAACGUCGAGCGUCACAAACUCGAAGCCGUCUGCGGCAUCACACCCGGCAAGCGGGCCCCGACAAUCAACAGCCUCGAGGAAGACGGCUGGGUCGCCGUCAGUGCAAUGGUGGAGCGGAAACGCAUCGCGCUGGUGAUGGAUGAGCUUGAGGAGGUGGGCGCGUCGGACAUCCUAGUUACGCGGCUUGAGAAUUCGAGAACGAACGGUGUGUAA